Pochonia chlamydosporia 170 is the source of this 930-nucleotide messenger RNA. Its product is annotated as inositol oxygenase. Gene Ontology annotation, biological process: inositol catabolic process. Gene Ontology annotation, molecular function: inositol oxygenase activity; iron ion binding. Gene Ontology annotation, cellular component: cytoplasm. The transcript has a single exon. Bases 1 to 930 code for a protein of 309 amino acids. The record is from RefSeq and is a predicted model, not a curated record. NCBI's taxonomy places the organism in Eukaryota, Fungi, Ascomycota, Sordariomycetes, Hypocreales, Clavicipitaceae.
AUGGCCCCCUCAGCAAUCGUCGAAUACCCUCCUGCUGCCCAUGAUGCCGGGCAAGUUCUUGAAGAUCUCUCCGACGCCAUCGACGAUGUGAACUGCAUCAAGUACGACUCGGAAACCAAGUUUGACACAGCGAAGGACAAGACCCAGUUCCGUCAGUAUGAGGAGGCUUGUGACAGAGUCAAGAACUUUUACAAGGAGCAACAUGAGAAGCAGACCGUCGCCUACAAUCUAGCUGCUCGUAACCGGUUUAACAGCGCCUCGCGACCUCGACCCGAAAUGACCGUCUGGCAGGCCAUUGAGAAGCUCAACACUCUGGUUGAUGAAUCUGACCCCGAUACCACUCUAUCUCAGAUUGAACAUCUCCUUCAGUCUGCUGAGGCUAUUCGCCGCGACGGUAAGCCUCGCUGGAUGCAGUUAACCGGUCUGAUCCAUGACCUGGGCAAGCUGAUGCUGUUCUUCCCCGAACUUGAGACGCAGGGCCAAUGGGAUGUCGUUGGAGAUACUUUCCCUGUUGGCUGUGCUUUCGACAAGCGAAUCAUUUUACCCGACACUUUUGCGGCCAAUCCCGAUACCAAGGACCCCGUCUACAGCACCAAGUUCGGCAUUUAUGCCCCUGGCUGUGGCCUCGACAACAUCAUGCUCAGCUGGGGCCACGACGAGUACCUCUAUCAUGUAGUCAAGGAUCAGUCCACUCUGCCCGACGAGGCUCUCGCCAUGAUCCGCUACCACUCCUUCUACCCUUGGCACCGAGAAGGUGCCUACCGCGAGCUCAUGUGCAAGAAGGACCACGAUAUGCUGAAGGCCGUACAAGCAUUCAACCCCUAUGACUUGUACAGCAAGAGCGACGAUGUCCCGUCGGUUGAGGUACUUAAGCCUUACUAUUUGGAUCUGAUUGAUGAGUUCUUCCCGCAGAAGGUCAUCAAGUGGUAA